This is a messenger RNA of Sceloporus undulatus (fence lizard), 5537 nucleotides long. It is a transcript of the gene RPS6KC1, whose product is annotated as ribosomal protein S6 kinase C1. Gene Ontology annotation, cellular component: early endosome. Gene Ontology annotation, molecular function: ATP binding; protein kinase activity; phosphatidylinositol binding. The record is from RefSeq and is a predicted model, not a curated record. NCBI's taxonomy places the organism in Eukaryota, Metazoa, Chordata, Lepidosauria, Squamata, Phrynosomatidae. The transcript has 16 exons. The coding region runs from base 289 to 3681 and encodes 1130 amino acids. Gene Ontology annotation, biological process: protein phosphorylation.
UUUCCCUGGGUCGGUUCCAACCAGGAGUAGUAGGGCUGCCUCCAGACUGGAGAAAGAACCCGGUUCGAUGCGGCCCCGGCGCCCUCCAGGGAAUCCUGGGAAUGGGAUAGUCCUCCUUGAGGGCCGCUGGGGAAGGAGGAGGAGGUCCUCCGUUUCACCCUCCUGUCCAGGAGGCAUUCCCCAAGGCCCUCCAUUUUGAGCAGGACUGGAAAGCACGAAUUGCUCUUUCUAGGAGCGUUGUUUUGGCUCCACAGCAAACCGCCAUCCCCGGGGCUCCCUGGCGUGGCGAUGAGGGAGGAGAGGAGAGCAGCCUCCAUCUUCCCGCCCUGGACGGUGUGGCUCCCUCAGUCAGAGAGCCAGGCGCCUCCUGAGGAGAAGAAAGGGAGCCUCGUCCUCGGAGGAGGAGGAGGAGCCGGAGGAGGAGGAGGCGCCCGUGGGUCGGGUGCGCAGCGGAAGCGGCCGGCGGAGGCAGAAGCAGAGGCUCCCUUCUUGGCGGCCUGGCUGUUGGGCCUCUGCCUGGGGCCUGAGUCGGGAUCCGGGCCCAGGAUGCUCUCCUCCUCCUGCUCCUCCUCCUCGAUUGUUUCACGAAAAAAUCCAGAAGAUGUCCAGGAGAUAGUCGUUUGGAAGAGAUACAGUGACUUUAAGAAAUUGCACAAAGAACUCUGGCAGAUUCAUAAACACUUAUUCAGGCAUACAGAAUUGUUUCCUCCUUUUGCUAGAGCAAUAGUAUUUGGGCGAUUUGAAGAGAGUGUGAUUGAAGAGAGAAGACAGUGUGCAGAAGAUUUGCUUCAGUUUUCUGCCAACAUCCCAGCACUCUAUAAUAGCAAACAGCUUGAAGAUUUCUUUAAGGAUGGAGAAGUACAUGAAGGGUCUGAGCUGAUUGGCCCUGCAGAACCUCUUUUAGAUUCUCUGACAGACAGCUUAUCUAUCUGCAGUUCUGAAGCUCGGAAGGAUGUUGGCGUCCUUGAUGAUGUUACACAUAGCCAAUCAGAAUAUGGAGGUUUCUCCAGUGACAGUGACUUAAUUUCUUUGACUGUGGAUGUGGACUCUCUUGCUGAGUUAGAUGAUGGAAUGGCAUCUAACCAGAAUUCUCCCAGUCGAUCCCUUGGCCUCAGCUUUACCUCUGAACCUCCAGCACAAGCCUCUGCCUUUUCAGAUCACGAAUGGAGCAAACCUGAUGGUGAGAGAGAAAGCCGUGGUCUGUUUACUGGGAGCUUAAAGGCUAGGCUUGGCAGGAGAGACUACCUGGACAAAGCAGGGGAGCUGAUAAAGCUGGCCUUAAAGAAGGAAGAAGAAGAAGACUAUGAGGCUGCCUAUGGUUUUUACAGGAAAGGAGUGGACCUGCUCCUGGAAGGUGUUCAAGGGGAAUCAAGUCCAACCCGUCGUGAAGCAGUGAAGAGGAAGACUUCAGAAUAUUUGAUGAGAGCAGAAAAAAUUUCCAGCCUGUAUUGCCGACCCUCCUCAGAAGAUGGUUCAACAUCUGGGCCUCCAGGAUCACUAAGUUCAAGGCCCUCUUGGAACCUAAGGAGCCCUGCCGAGGAACUGAAGGCCUUUAGAGUCCUUGGGGUGAUUGACAAGGUUUUGCUUGUAAUGGACACUAGAACUCAGGAGACAUUUAUACUUAAGGGUCUAAGGAAAAGUAGCGAGUACAGCAGGAAGAGAAAGACCAUCAUUCCCCGUUGCGUGCCCAACAUGGUGGCUCUGCACAAGUACAUCAUCUCGGAGGAAUCGGUGUUCCUCGUGCUGCACCAUGCUCAAGGAGGCAAACUGUGGUCUUAUAUCAGUAAGUUUUUGAACAGGAGCCCUGAAGAAAGCUUUGAUGUCCCUAAAUCUAGAAGAUCCAGUUCUACCAAAAUACAUUUGCAUCAAGCAACUCCUAGUCCCCAAGAUGGUGGAGGUAGCAUUGAUUCUAGAGGAAGCAAUGAUGGGAGCAUGCUGAAGGUUUUACCACUGAAGACCAGUCUCACUCCAAGUUCUCACGAUGGUAGUAGUAACCAGGAAGAUGGCCAAGAAAAUUCUCCUAAGUGGAUUGAUUCUGGGUCCAGUUCAGAGGAAGAAUGCACUACAAGUUAUUUAACAUUAUGCAAUGAAUAUGGACAAGAAAAGGUUGAUCCCAGUUCAUUAAAUGAGGAACCUAUCCUGAAAGCAGAUGAUGACAUUCUCACUACCAAAGAGUCAGCUGGCUUCCAGGCACACACUGUUGUUGUCGGUGGGAAUUUGGGAUCUGCAUUGACAUCUCAGGAAGUAAACAUUUUUGCUGAUGAUGCUGAUCCUGAAAGAGCCAGCCCUACUAGAAUAUCAGAAUCGCUAAGUAAAUCUAAGAACAGCCCCAUGGAAUUAUUCAGAAUUGACAGUAAAGACAGUACCACUGAACUUCUGGGGCUUGAUUUUGGAGAUAAACUUUAUAGCUUAAAAUCAGAAUCAUUAAAACAGUUUUUGUCUAUGCCAAAUCGAGAGAAAGGCCUUGAUGCUAUAGAAAAUGAAUUGGGCCCUGCAUGUCACGAUACGAUCAGUAGGGGUUCAAAUGAUUCUGUGCCAGUGAUCUCUUUUAAGGAUGUAGCCUUUGAUGAUGUCAGUAGUGUGGAUGAAGGAAGGCCUGACCUUCUGGUGAAUUUACCAGGCAUAAUAGAGCCAACAAAAGAAACUAUAGUGGAUGGUCCUUCCAAGCCGAUGGAGCAGAAUGGAGACAUUUUGGAAAACAAACAUUUGGAAACCCCAGAUGUCUUGCAACUGAACAACAGUGCAGAGCCAUGUAAAGUGCUUGAGCAAAAGAUAGACCAUUUGGCUGGAGAAGAUACAAGAGUGCAGCACAGUGACAACCAGGAAACAGUCAGGACAUUCCAUAUGACUACCAGUGACCCAACUGGAUUUGGUGAUAGAACUCAUUUUCAAGGGCCUGGAAUAGGAGCAUCUUCAUCAUUGGAUUCAUUCAGCAGGGAAGACAGGUGGUUGACAUAUAAAACGAAAGUGAGCACUAAAGUAUGUAAACCAGAUAUAGACAGUGAAGCUCUUUUGCUGUUUUCUGAUCAUAUUGAAGACUCCCAGAAAGAGGAAACGGUUCCAUCUCUGUUGCACAAAGCAGAAAGCAAAGAGUCAGAUAUGAGAGUCCGAGGAGAGAAUGAAAUACACCAAAUUUUUCAGGACCUUGAUGAGAGAUUAGCACUAACCUCCAGGUUUUACCUCCCAGAGGACUGCGUUCAAAGAUGGGCAGCUGAAAUGGUUGUAGCCCUUGAUGCCUUGCAUCGAGAAGGAAUUGUGUGCCGUGAUUUGAACCCAAACAACAUCUUAUUGAAUGAUCGAGGACACAUUCAGCUAACGUAUUUUAGCAGGUGGAGUGAGGUUGAAGAUUCCUGUGACAACGAUGCCAUAGAGAGAAUGUACUGUGCCCCAGAAGUUGGUGUUGUCUUUGAAGAAACAGAGGCUUGUGACUGGUGGAGUCUGGGCGCCCUUCUCUUUGAACUCCUUACUGGGAAGACUCUGGUUGAGUGCCACCCAGCUGGUAUAAAUACCCAUACCUGUUUGAAUUUGCCAGAUCACAUCUCAGAAGAGGCCAGAUCACUUCUGCAGCAGCUUUUGCAGUUCAAUUCUGGGGAGCGUCUUGGUGCUGGAAUUGCUGGAGUGGAAGACAUCAAAUCUCAUCCAUUUUUUGCCCUCAUCGACUGGGCAGAAUUAACAAAGUGAAAGAUUCCAUGAGUUUUCUGCCCAUGUUUAUGACUUUUGACAGAGACUUUUUUGGCCUGCUGCCAUUGUAAAACCCUUCAUAUGUCUUGGGCAAGGAUGAAUAAAGCUGAGAAUUGGGACAGCAACACAAAAAAAAGAGAACUGUUUCAACCAGAAUAAAUGACUAGGCAAAAGUCAGGUGUGAUCUACACUACUGAGCACUGAAAUCAGUCUUCUUGGAGGCUGGAAAGCAGUGAGAAAAAAAUGAUAGAACAUCAAGAACAUCCCAUCCCACUCUCUACAGUGUUUUGGAAACAAGUGACAUUGUAGUGUCAUACAUUUCCUUAACCUUUUGCAUUAUUCCAGCCACUUGGGGUUGAGAUGGAGAAGGCAUGAAAAGCAGAAGAUCAACACAAGAGUAAAGUUUUUGGCAGCAACACUAUUCUUGCAACCACAUCUAGUUCCUUAAUGUGGAAUUAUAUAAAAGACACAUUUACUCCUUGGCAUUGCUUAUUUUUUUAAAGUGAUGAUAGUGUGAAACUGCUAUUGUACAUGCCAGCUCCUAUUAUAUAUGCCAGUUAAAAACAAUUCUUCUCCCUUUUUAUAGCAUCAAAAUACUUCUUCCCUUAGCUAGGUAAACCUGUGAUAGGUAGGAAGCUGUGGAAUGGGAAAAGAAUAACUUAUUAAUGACAUACACAAAAUAAAAUACUAUGGUGCCUCAGCAAUCUCCAUGUGAAGAAGAAAUGAAAACUCUCAUAGUAUCAUGCAAUGUAACAUCAAAAUGACUGCAUAUCAUCUGCCACAAGAUCAAGGAGGGUAAUCCUGCUAUUGUAUCUUGUGUUUUAUUGUUGGUAAUGUUUGUUUUAAAGCACUAACUCUUUAACCCCAAGUAAAUUAUGUCUUUUAACUCACUACAAGGCAGUAAGUUUUCUCUCAGCCAGAUACUGAUUGCAUUAGUAAUUUAACUUGGACCAGUGCAGAAUAAACAUAUGUAUAUACGAUGCUUUAAGACAACACUGAGCUGCCACAUUUUGGUUAUUCAGAGGUUGUUGGGCUGAAACUCUUGUUGGCCUUAACCAGUGUAACCAACAUUGCAGGAGGGUGGGAAUUGUGCAACAGCACCUGGAAGACCACACAGGACAUUUUAGAUUUGAUCUGUACAGGAAGGUAAAUCUGAUAGUACAGAGUUUUUGAGUCUGUAGAAUCUCAAGUCACCGGUGGGUACCUUCAACAUUUGGAUGUUUUCCCAAAUGAAAAACUUUUUGACCAUGAAAAAACUGGCAUAUAUCAGGCAGGAGAAGGUAAUGUGGGGUAGUGGUUUGAGUGUUGGACUAGGACUGUGGGAGACCAUGGUUCAACUCUCUCCCCACUUAGCUAUGGAAGCCUACAGGGAGACCUUGGGCAGGUGACACUCUCUUAGCUUCAGUGGAAGGCAAUACCAACCUCCUCUGAAUAAAUCUUGCCAAGAAAACCUUAUGAUAUAGUCUCCAAAUAUUGGAAUUGACUUGAAGUUACAAAACAAUAACAGUCAGGCAAGGAGAAUGUUGUCCAGCCUGUUUCCUGCUGCCUUCGCUUUCUAGGGAGCAGGUUCUCAUGUUUUUCUUUUGUGUUACUUUUUGUUUACGUGGGGAGUGUUCAGCUGUGAAGAGCCUCACUGCAGACUGAAAGACCAUAGGUACAAGAACUCAGUAUUUCAUAAUUUUAUUUGCAUGUGCAGAUAAGCAUUUGUUUUUGAAAAUGUCAUUUUGUCUGUUCCCAGAUUCCACUGUCACUCAGUUUUUUUGUUGAGAAACAGUAAAUUUGUAUCUGGUUUUGUUGUGGUACUGUGUAUCCCUCCUAAGGAGGAGACAGCCUCCAAAUAAAACGGUUUAAUUGAA